Molecule: messenger RNA, 4767 nt
Organism: Tachyglossus aculeatus (Australian echidna)
Lineage: Eukaryota; Metazoa; Chordata; Mammalia; Monotremata; Tachyglossidae
Gene: NEGR1
Product: neuronal growth regulator 1
Exons: 7
Coding region: 179-1243 (354 amino acids)
Cellular component (GO): neuron projection
Source: RefSeq, a predicted model, not a curated record
CAGGAUAAGGAGAGAAGGGAAAAAAGAAGAGGAGGAGGGAAAGAGGGAGGAGGAGGCAAAACUCUCUGAGUGCCACUGCCUCCUGCUUGAAGGGGAGGACUCUCUCCAGCAGUGCCAAGGGGUGGGGGACCCGGAGAGAGCUGGAAGCUGCUGAGAGCGGAGAGCUGCCCUAGGAGGGAUGGACGUGAUGAUGCUGGUGCAGGGCGCUUGUUGUUCGAACCAGUGGCUGGCAGCCGUGCUCCUCAGCCUCUGCUGCCUGCUGCCUUCCUGCCUCCCGGCUGGACAGAGUAUGGACUUCCCCUGGCCGGCUGUGGACAACAUGAUGGUCAGAAAAGGGGACACGGCGGUGCUUAGGUGUUACCUGGAAGAUGGAGCUUCAAAGGGCGCUUGGCUGAACCGGUCAAGUAUCAUUUUUGCCGGAAGCGAUAAGUGGUCGGUGGAUCCUCGAGUUUCAAUUUCCACUUCAAAUAAAAGGGACUACAGCCUCCAGAUACAGAACGUUGAUGUUACAGAUGACGGUCCAUAUACUUGUUCCGUGCAGACUCAACACACUCCUAGAUCCAUGCAGGUGCACCUAACUGUACAAGUUCCUCCGAAGAUCUAUGACAUCUCGACUGACAUGAUUGUCAAUGAAGGAACCAAUGUCACCCUCACUUGCUUGGCCACUGGGAAACCAGAGCCUUCCAUUUCUUGGAGACAUAUCUCCCCAUCAGCCAAACCUUUUGAAAGCGGACAAUAUUUGGACAUCUACGGAAUCACAAGAGACCAAGCCGGGGUGUAUGAAUGCGGAGCGGAGAAUGAUGUGUCGUUCCCAGAUGUGAAAAAAGUACAAAUCACGGUAAACUUUGCUCCCACAAUUCAGGAAAUUAAACCCACCGGCGUGAUCCCUGGACGCAGUGGAAUAAUAAGAUGCGAAGGUGCAGGUGUGCCGUCCCCAGUGUUCGAAUGGUACAAAGGAGAAAAGAAGCUCUUCAGCGGUCAGCAAGGGAUUUCGAUUCAAAACUACGGCUCAAGAUCCAUACUGACUGUCUCCAAUGUGACACAGGAACACUUCGGCAACUAUACGUGUGUGGCUGCCAACAAGCUGGGAACAACCAACGCGAGCCUGCUUCUCAACCCUCCAAGUACAUCCCAGAACGGAAUUACCGGGAGUGCCGAAGUCCUUUUCUCCUGCUGGUACCUUGUGUUGACACUGUCCUCUUUCACCAGCAUAUUCUACCUGAAGAACACCAUUCUACAAUAAAUGUAAAGAACCAUAAAAGGCUUUUAAGGAUUCUCUGAAAGUGCUGAUGACUGGAUCCAAUCUGGUACAGUUUGUUAAAAGCAGCGUGGGAUAUAAUCAGCAGUGCUUACAUGGGGAUGAUCGCCUUCUGUAGAAUUGCUCAUUAUGUAAAUACUUUAAUUCUACUCCUUUUUUGAUUAGCUGCAUUACCUUGUGAGGCAGUACCCAUUGUCCUUUUUUAAGACGUGAAAGCUCUGAAAUUACUUUUAGAGGAUAUUAAUUGUGAUUUCAUGUUUGUAAUCUACAACUUUUCAACAACAUUCAGUCAUGGUCUGCUAGGUGGCAGACUGUAGUUUACAAAAAAAUAAUAUUGCAGUGAAAAUGGGAUUCUUUAAGGCUGCAAUACAAGCAUUCAGUUCCCUAUUUCAAUGAGAUUCUAGACCCAUUUACACCGAUGCAUUUUUUUUUCGUUUUUGAUAAAAGAGCAAAUAAUAUUACCGUCAAACCAUUUCUUCAAAAUAUAACCCAUAUCUAGAUUUUUCUGCUCGCAUGAUAUUCAGGUUUCAAGAAUGAGCCUUGUAAGAUAACUGCUUUUUUUUCCUGUAAGUUCAGCAUGGGUGUGCCUUCAUAAAAUACAACUUUUCUCUUCCUCUCCAACAAAAUCAGAAAUGUUUUGGGAAAUUCUAAAAUUGAAGUCCAAGAGUGCCUUCUCUCUACCAGGAGAAAGGUGCCAUUGGCUCAAAAAAAAAAAAAAAUACCUCUUCCUCUGUCACCAGUGUGGUAAAUGGUAUCAUUCAUAACUCUACCCACACAGCAAGAUUUUUGGCACUGAUCUCUUGUUUUCCUUUUCAGUUCCACUCGUGUAGCACAGAUACAUUUACCAUACGUUUUCUUCAGAUAUAACGAAAGCAUCAGAGCCUCUGUGGAUGAUGUUUCCUUUUCCCUUCGUAAAUACAGCACAACUAUUUCCAGAGAUUUAUUGUACAUGUAGUAUCUUUUCUUUUUAGCAUUCCCAGCCUCAAUCCUUAGGAUGCUGGGUAUUGGGUGUGUAGAGAAAAUGAGGGGGCUGGCAAGUACUAAAAUGGUGAAAAUCCUUGACCUUGAUUUUUCUAUUGUAGCCACAAAGCCAGCCUACAGGACAGAGGUCAUGCUUCCCAUUGGCAGAUUGAUUUUAAACCUUUGAUGUCUGAAAACCUUGUGGUCAAAAUCAAGUGAUUCCAAUAACCAUAUCAUCUCAGUAUGCACUUAAAAAGUGAUGGCAAAUUAUAUUUUUAUCCUCACUUUGAUUAGUCUCCUAAACUACUAAUUCUGUAGAAAAUUCUUGCUCUAUCACUAAUUUAUUUCCAAUAAACAAAUCCUAACUAAAUUAGCAUGCUUUAUUUCUUCUUACAUGACUUUUGUAAGUUGAUCAAAUAAACAAUACUACUGAUGAGGAUUUCUUAAGAGAAUGUUAAUUAUGCAAAUCACAAUGGCUACUAAAUUAUUUUCUAUUGUGGAGAAUGCAGAACCACUGUAGUUAGUGAAAAAAAUUGCUAUUCUGUGGUACAUAGGCCCACGGUUUUACUAUUACUAAAGUAAGACCACGGCUUUGGAAAAAUGACCCUUCCUUUAGUGUCAUUACCACAGAACAUUAUAUUCAGUUUAUGUUACAGUCAUAACACCACAAGAGCUACGAAAUGAACUUGGAAACAAGGAAUUUCACCAGGGGGUACAUAUUUAGGAUACCCGAACGCAUGAAGUGAUCUUCUCAACUUGAAAACGCUAUGCCUUUGGAAGAAAGCUCCAAUCCUUUUUUCUUGACAUGAAAAUUAGGCAAAGAAUAUACAGCACAUCUGCUUUAACUCAAAAUGAAUCUUGGAUGAGGGACGUAACGGUACGCUUUUUCCAUAAAAUGAUAAUAAAAAGGUUUAACGCUGUAGAAUUCAAUUAGCGUAAAAUUCACAUUACCAUGAUUUUGGCUGAUAGACUAAAAAGUGGAACUUUUCACAAAUUGGAUCUUCAAUUUCUGGUACAUUUUCUUGGAAACGAUUCUUUGUGGAAUCAGCGUAUGAAAUACAAAACAUCCUUCCAUCCUGAGCUUUUUUGUAUUGCAGCUUUAAAGUGACAUACUCCAUCGUCAAUUCACUUGGUAUGGUGGUGCCACCAUAGAAAGAAUGACGCAUCAGUACCAUUUGGAAGAAAGAAACUGAUCAAGAAUAGGUAAAACACAGACAAAAGACAACUUUACUGAAACUCAGAUACCUCCUCUUAUGUAAGGUGUGUAAGGUUCGUGAGGUAAAAUUACAGUUCUAAGGGUAAACCAAAUCACUUAGUUGAGAGUGUUGUCAUGAUUCUGGAUUUGUGGAGUCUGGUGUUUUUAUCAUAGAAUGUGACAGAAGUGCAGUCAUAGCACAGUAUCUGUAUGUAUUUGCCUUUAUGUUAGAAGAUAUUCAUUUGAAUGAAAUAUUUAAAAACAGAGGAGGUAUUUGGUAUUUUAUUUUUUCUGCAUCACAGCAGUAUACUUAGUCACUAGGCCUCUGGACAGUGGGAACUCAUAAGUAUCUAUGGGUUCAAUAUUGUUCAAAUAAGCCGACAGUAUUUGCUUUUUUGUGUGAAUGUAUUGCAUAUGAUGUUCAAGUAGAUGAUUUUACAUUUAUGGGCAUAUGAAACGUCUGAUUGCUCCAUUUUUUCAAUUCUGACUGUACAAGAUUGUUGCAAUUUCAGAACAGUAGCAUUUUACAAAAUUGAUUUCUCUCUUUUUGAUCUUGACGAUUUUUUUCUAGUUAUUCAUUUCAGGGGUGAAUUUUUCACCAGUUCCAUUGAUGGAACUUCUUUUGUUGCCUGUUCUGAGGAUUUCUUUCCCCUCCCCCCACCCCAAGAAAGGAAGAAAAAGCUACUACUGUAGUUAACCUGUCCAUUUCCAUCUCUAGGUUGACACCAAGCAGUAUCACAAAGUUUUAUACUACUCCUGUUGUCUCACAUUUGCAAAACUAUGGCCUGUUAAACCGCAGCGUCCUCUGUGUACAGAGUAACAUCGGGCUCUUAAUUAUCACUGUGGUAUGGGGACGAUCUCUCUAAAUAAAGGUGGAGUUUCAUGAUACCACAGUAUGCUGAAGUUACAUUUCAGAGUUUCCAAUUAGACCUGUCUGUUUGGGUUUUUUGGUUUGGUUUGGUUUGGUUUUCCUGGGAUUGACCAAUUAGCCGAAAAGUAAAUUCCAGUUCUCAGCGUGGCAUUGUGCAUUUUCGACUGAGGCAAAGUGAAUUGAAGAGUCGAUACAAUUAUCCAAAUAACUUCAACAAAAUUGCUCUCCUUACCGAGGAAACAGUAGGUUUGAGCACCUGAUUUACCUAGAUUGGCUCUGUUGAUUAAUUUAGAGAAUUUUUCCCCACCUAGAACACAUUGCCUGUGAAGACAACCAGAGAUGUCUCAUUUGAACUCUUCAAUUAAAAAGAAAAAAAUGUUUUUUGAAAUGCAAAGAUAAUUCAAAGAGGCCAGGUUUUUUAGACUAUUGAAGAAUGUGAAUGUAUUACAAUGGAUAUGAACAUGAAUAAAUGAUAUGCCUUAA